AUGUGGCUUGACCGCAUCUCAGGCCAUUCGAACCCUCCUCGGGCCCCCUUCAGCGGUCGCAGCUAUUCUCCGGCUCCUCCUCGAAAGUCUUCUUUUCUGCCACCUGGCUCGCAGGCAAGGUCUGGGGCAGGCCCUCAGAACUCGACAUGGUCGCUAUCGUCAACACCGAACGAUUCGACCACGUCGCUCCCGGGCACCGCCGCGCGCGGCACGAAUGUAUUGGCUCUCAAGCAAGGUCUGACGAGGUCUCGCCCUUCCGACACUCCAGACCCUUUGGUGGUACUGAACAGUAUUCUCGGGAAACCGUCGAACGACAAACCAUCCUCCCUUGAUGAUACGGCCUCGCCUGCUCCGCUGGAGACGAAGCCCUCGCGACUGGUGAGGGAGAUCGACUUCAAUGGCCUUAGCCUUGAGGAAUUCAUAAGGAAGGAAGAUGAACCGAAAAGAGUAUUGCAGAGUGAUGUUGGCAGACAGACCGUGCAUCAGUUCGAGAAGGAACGAGAUAAAUAUCAAGAUCUCCAUAAGUCAAUAACGGGCUGUGACGAUGUCUCCAAAUCGGUCGAGUUGUAUUUGAAUGAUUUUCAGACUGAAUUGGGAGCGGUCUCGGCGGAAAUUGAAACCCUCCAAUCUCGAUCCAUCCAGUUGAAUGCAAUGCUGGAGAACAGACGGAAUGUGGAACGUCUCCUUGGCCCUGCUGUAGAAGAGAUCAGUAUCUCUCCACGAACGGUGCGGGUGAUUGCGGAUGGUCCCAUUGAUGAGAAUUGGGUCAAGGCCCUGAAUGAGAUAGAGAGCCGGUCGGCAAGUAUUGAGGCCAAGGUCUCGGGAUCAGGAACAUCCAAGGUCAUCGAAGACGUCCGGCCAUUGUUAACGGAUAUCAAAAACAAAGCGGUCGAGAGGAUCCGCGACUAUCUUGUCUCCCAGAUUAAAGCGUUUCGAUCUCCAAAUAUCAAUGCGCAAAUCAUCCAGCAACAGCGGCUGGUGAAAUUCAAGGACCUAUAUAGCUAUAUCUUGCGAGCGCAUCCUACGUUAACGGAAGAGAUUACCCAGGCCUAUGUGAACACUAUGAGGUGGUACUACCUCUCUUAUUUUACCCGCUACCUUCAAGCUCUUGAGAAAGUCAAGUUGUAUCCGAGUGAUCGCAACGAGAUUUUGGCUGGUGAUUCUUCGUCACAAAGGACAGGAAAUCUGAACCCCAGUGCUCGGGCUGCUGCGGCUGCCCAUGACCCGUUUUCGCUUGGCCGGAGAAUGGACAUCAUUCGUACCAGUAAUCAUAUGGCAAUGUCUGCAUAUCUCGCCGAGGAAGACAACGCCGUACACGGAAUUGAGGUUCCUUUCCGGAAUUUCAAUCUUGCCUUACUUGACAACAUUUCAGCUGAGUAUUCAUUUAUGACGGAGAUGUUUGGUGCCUUGUCCUUCCAUCAACUCUCGCGCAAGGCGGCUGAAAUAUUCGAGCCAGUAUUUGCACUUGGGCAAACCCAGGCCAAGCACCUCAUUGAGAACAGCACGGACUGUCUUGGUGUAUUGAUCUGCGUCCGACUCAACCAGCAGGCAGCAUUUGAGCUCCAGCGACGAAAGGUUCCUGUUGCGGACUCGUAUAUCAACGGCAUCAACAUGCAACUAUGGCCGAGGUUUCAGGUCAUCAUGGAUUUGCAGUGUGAGUCGCUCAAACGAGCGGCGUCGGGAACGAACCGUGGAGCCAUGUCUGCUCUUUCGAUUGGCGCGGGUGAUGAUUCGAAGCACUCGUCCGCGCCUCACUUUCUCACACAGCGGUUUGGGCAGUUGCUACACGGUAUCCUCGCUCUCAGCAGUGAAGCCGGUGACGACGAACCUGUGUCGAACAGCUUAUCUCGCCUUAGUACCGAAUUCGAUGGCCUGUUAAUGAAACUAAGCAGGAGCGGGGGCGACACGAAGCGACGGGAAAGAUUCCUCUUCAACAAUUACUCUCUCAUCUUGACUAUCAUCAGCGAUGCCCAGGGCAAACUCGCGAUAGAACAGAGAAAGCACUUCGAAGAAUUGCUAAAGAACUAUGGGCGGCGCGGGUAG
Molecule: messenger RNA, 2043 nt
Organism: Penicilliopsis zonata CBS 506.65
Lineage: Eukaryota; Fungi; Ascomycota; Eurotiomycetes; Eurotiales; Aspergillaceae
Exons: 7
Coding region: 1-2043 (680 amino acids)
Biological process (GO): endocytic recycling; retrograde transport, endosome to Golgi; Golgi to vacuole transport
Cellular component (GO): GARP complex
Molecular function (GO): syntaxin binding
Source: RefSeq, a predicted model, not a curated record